CAGCCGUCCUUUCUGGCGUUCAAUUUCUCUCCAGCCAUUAGCCGUGCAACACCUCGGGGGUUCCGUGCGACCGACCAACUCGCAAUCGAUACAUCUGCAGAGUGUGGAAAAAAGUAUUCAGCAAAGUGAGGAACUUGGUCAAUCGGAGUGAGACAGCUAAUCUGUGGAGAGAAGAGAGAAGCUCUACGCGGAAGCAGAAAGGAAAAGUAAAAGAAGAUAAAGUGGUUCACUAAAGCGUUGGAACAAAAUUUAUCGAUUGGUCAUUUUUGUCUGAUUCGGAAAAACGGAAAACCUCCUGUGUCUGGCAGGAGGGAGAUAACGUGGAAACGGGUCGUGGUAAUUUUUUUUCCGCGAUGUGGUGAACAGAAAGAAGAUAGUGGAUAUCAAGUGUGCUUGAAGAUAAUUUUUUUUUCGUCAGAACAUUGUUCCUCGAGAGCUUUGAUAGUGCUGAAUUGGAAAACAUAUAAGAGAUAAUUCGCAAAAGGUGUUGAAAGCGUGUGGAAAAUGAUCUCAUUUAUUGGUUCGCUGAACGCCUACUGCGGUGUCUGAUUGAGGGGGCGCGAGAGAAAAUCGAUAAGCUCGGAUUAUAUCGACUGGGUGACGAGCAGACAGGAAGGGUCGACAUUCUAAAAAUUACCUCACGUAAUACAUACGAAGCAAAAGCAAACAAACAGCAAGACGGAUUGCGUCCACUAAUCCAUAUUGAAGUACAACCAGUUUUCUCCUCCUUUCGGGAAAAGCAUCGAACCGAGGAAUUCAACCGGCCGACGAAGAUUUGUGACGUCCCACACUUUGGCACCAGCUGUCAUCGCAGCGCACUUUCACUGUUUCCCUCUCUGUCUCCGUCUCUCGCUCUCGCUCUCGCUUUGAGGUGUGCAGUGGAGAUUUUCUUUUUCGGUGUGUGACCUGUCCGUUCAAGAAAACCAGCCUUCAUGAUCGGAUCAUUUUGGAAUCUGUGUAGAGCGUGCCCUUCAAUGCCUGUAGAUAAGCUCCACUCGGAAUACAGAAGCACCUAUCGAUGGCACGAGUACACCGGAGGUCCCGAGGUCGUUCGCAAGCCACCUGUGCCAAAUCAGUUCGCCAGCUCGAAGGUGGAUCACUUUUUCUCCAAAUCAACGGAGGAUGAUAAGUUUAUCGAAGCUUCGAUCAACGAACCGCCCCUGCCGAGGAGGAAAAAAUGCCCGGAACUGGCCUACCGGUCACAUGAGUUCAUGUCGAACCGGGGCAACGAGGCACCGUUGUCGGCCCAGCAAGGUGGCCACGAUAGGCCGGAUGCCGCUACGACUCACUCACGUGCUAGGUCUGAAGAGCGUGGAACCCCUUCCCGUCGCAGUAAAUCGGAAGGACCGCCAGGUGUCGCUAACGGACGGCUUCCGACCGGAACCGGAAUCGCUAACGGAACGCACGAGCCGGUCUCGGUCGAGAGCAGGGCGCAGGAACAGGCGGGUGAGUCUAGUGGCCUAUUCAGAAAAACUAUUAGCAAAUUGAGCACAGAGUAUCGCCUGCAGUUCGUGUGGCCCCACGUGCGCAGAGCGCUCAAGGUGGUCCCGGAUGGUGUGGAUUCGGUAAUCGAGCUGCCGCGAAAGUCCCUCUCGAUGGGUGCGAUCAAGGCGGCCCAGGCUGCAGCUACCGCCGCCAGCCAGACAGUGCCCACCGUGCAUAAAAAACGAACCGCAAACGAGCGAGAAGCAAACGCUCACGAACUGGAACCGCUGGUGAACGACGUCGAGGCCGAUAAGCCGCAGUACGAAAAACGCGACACGGCCACCGUUGGUGAACAUAAGCUGAAAGCGUACAAGACGGAAAAGGAACGGUACGGCUUCGAACCGGAACCGGACAGUGGCGCCGGUGUUCGGGGCGAUGCGGCGAUGGACAACGCCUGGUACAAGGAAGUGCUGGAAUUGAGAAAGAAGGCAGGAGAGUACAGGCAGAACCGCGGGUGGGGCGUGGAAAUGAACCCGGAGUUGUUUACCAAACAGCAGGAGCUGUGGGACCAGGUGUCCAGAAGAAGCUCCUUAAGUGCUCUGUCGCUGGCCUCCAGCGUGAGACCGAUCACCAAGGAAGAGAAAGAAAAGGAAAACAAUAAGAAGAGUUCACCAACGAAGCCGCAUGCCCGUGGCAGAAUUCCCGGCAGUGCCCGUCCGGUCGAAAUAAACAGAACUCUACCGGAUGGGUUAGCUUUCGCCCGUAGCCGCAAGGACAACAUUCGGCACCAUUUGGAACGUACCACAGGUCCGGAUAUGGAAGAAGGUGCCCUACUGCCGUCGCCCACCCGGGAGAAGCUAAUGCCAGCGAUGCCACGAUCCAAGGGGGACAGCCCUCAGCGUGGAAGCCCCCAGAAGACGGCACUGUCGCGGCAUGGAAGUCCGCAGAAGGGAAGCCCGCAAAAGAGUAGCCCCAAGAAGAUGUCCAGCAAAGAUCUUUCCAUUGUAGGCCGGUCCCAAUCGGUAGGACCCACCGUAGCAACCGAUGCCAGCGUCGGCAGUGUCGGUGGUGGUUCACCCAAGAGACAAAUUCGUUCCGGUAGCACUGCCACUGCCUCUACUGCUGCCUCGGCAGCCAAAGCGCACAGCAAGAAGACGCCUACUACGGCUACCACACCAUCCCAACCGGAGCGCCGGCCCAGACCAACAACCCUUUCCACCACCAUCAAUCAUUCCCGCUCCAAGAGUAGCACUCUAUCCCACGUUGGUUCCACCAGAGUGCAUUCCGCUCCUCCCAGUAGAUCCCUGGUGGCUACCAAUAACCUCAUCAACAACAAUAACAACAACAACAACAUUACCAAUAACAUCAACAGCAACAAUAACAUCAACAACAACAACAACCUUCCCAUUCAGACCCACCCGACACCGUUGCCCACCAAGCCCGACCUGAGCAAUAACAAUUCCCUUCCCAACAACCAAACCAUCGCAUCUUCCAUCACGACAGCCUCCUCGCAUCCUUCACGCGCUAAGCUCACACUCGGUACAAAGAUUGGCUCGCAGAAUCGGCCCAGAACGGCCAGUAGUCACGCUGGCAAGGCGGCGGUCGUCGAUUCGUUGAAAAAAGAUCCGACGCGCAAAUUCGCAAACAGCAAAUCCGAAUUGGGAACCAAAGCUGCCGGAAGUAAGUAGCGCUUUUCAGAAAAA
Messenger RNA from Topomyia yanbarensis, 3128 nucleotides. RefSeq lists its product as uncharacterized. The transcript is spliced from 13 exons. Gene Ontology annotation, molecular function: microtubule binding. Gene Ontology annotation, biological process: negative regulation of centriole replication. The record is from RefSeq and is a predicted model, not a curated record. Lineage: Eukaryota; Metazoa; Arthropoda; Insecta; Diptera; Culicidae. Bases 933 to 3113 code for a protein of 726 amino acids.